Hemiscyllium ocellatum (epaulette shark) is the source of this 2847-nucleotide messenger RNA. RefSeq names its product coiled-coil domain containing 39 (gene ccdc39). The transcript is spliced from 20 exons. Gene Ontology annotation, cellular component: axoneme. The record is from RefSeq and is a predicted model, not a curated record. Gene Ontology annotation, biological process: cilium-dependent cell motility; cilium movement; inner dynein arm assembly. Bases 1 to 2847 code for a protein of 948 amino acids. Lineage: Eukaryota; Metazoa; Chordata; Chondrichthyes; Orectolobiformes; Hemiscylliidae.
AUGACGAACAAUGUCCUGUGCGAAAUAAAUUGGGACGAUGGCUUCGCUAUACCGGUGGCAAAUGCAGAAAACAAGUCUUUGGAAGAUGAGGUACAAAAGAAGCAGAAGGAAAAAGAUAACCUUGAAAGCCAGCUGACUAAUAUUGAGGACCGCAUCCAUGCAAUGACAAUGCAUCUGCAGAAUGUUCAUCAGGAGUUAAUUAAUACACAGUCUCUGCAAAAGGCACGAGAGAAAGAAUUUGAAAGUGAACAGCAGUUCAAACAUCUUGCAGAGCGGGAGAUGGAACGUCUUAAACAAGAGAUUCGGCGGCUUGAAAAUGACAUUACUUUAUUGAGAGAGAGGAAAAAUGUUAUGGAGAAUAGCAUCUAUAGGUACACACAGAAAAUUGAGGAUUUGAAAUGCCAAUUGAACUGGGACAGGCAAGCUUUGGAGGCCUGGCUGGAGGAGUCAACUAAAACAGAUGAAGAUGCAAUCAUCAUCCAAAAAUAUGCACAAGAAGAUGAAGGAAAAAUCAGGGAUAUUACAGUACGGAUGGAAAGGAUGACUAUUGAAGCAAAUAAAAAGCGUAAAUUACUUGACAAUGAAAUGACUGAAACAAUGGCAGCUCAGAUGGAACUGGACAAAAUAGCACAUGACUUUCGUAGAUCCCACAGUGAGAGGCAAGAACUAAUCAACCAAUGGCAGGAUACUAUUGAACAGAUGCAGAAAAGAGAUCUGGAGAUGGACCAGUGUGCUUUGUCGUUAGCAGAGGUGAAGCAAGAAAUACGAGAUAAAGAAGCAGCUAUCAAUGAGAAAAUCCAAUUUCUCAAGAAUGAAACCGAAAACAAUAAAGAAUUUGAAAAAAAGAUUUCUAUAAAUGAACGUCUCUCGGCUAAACUUCGAUUAGAGUAUCAAGGGCAUGAAACAAAUCGGCUUCAACUACAAAGUGAGCUUGAAACCUUAAAAAGCAGAGUGGACAGGACUGCAACUGAUCUGGAAACUGUCAGAAGCCAUAUAGCAGAUCUGAAGCGACAAAACACGGACAAAUCCAACAAGUUAAUGAAUUGUAAAGAAGUAAACAAAGCUCUUCAGGAAAAGCUCAAGACUGCAACUGAAACAAUGCUGAGUGCUGAGGAACAAGUGACUAGGUUGGAGAAAACACUGAAAAAUGAAGAAAAUACCGUAAAGGAGCUUGAAGAUCAGAUGAAGUACCUGAAAGACCAGAAAUUUAAGAAGAGUGAGGAGUUGAACUCCUUGAAUGGUACAGUGAGAACAGUUGCAAACCAAAUAUCAGGAAAUAAGACAACACUCCGAAACCUCAAAAGUCAAAUUGACAAACUUGACCAUGAAAGCAUCAAGCAGCAGGAAGUAAUUUACAGUCAGGAUUUUCAAAUCCAGCAGCUGGAGCGAAGGUUAGCUAAAUUAGAAGGUAAUAUGAGUAGUAAUGAAAAUGAGUUGCUUGGAGAAAAGGCAGCAGAACUCUCAAAAAAUCUGGAAGAAAAAAAAAGCACAGUGAACCUAUUGAAUAUACAGCUGAAGAAACUCCAAAAUGACACACAUCAUUUGAGAAGACAGCUGGACAAAUGCAAGGAAGAGAAAACUGAUUUGACCAGUAAAAUCGAAGACAUCCAUCUCCACAUUGACACUGGAGAAAAGGAGCUAAAAAAGAACAAACUUGCUGAACAAGAUUUAAUGAUUGAAGAUAACCUUUUAAAGUUAGAAGUUGAGCGUCUGCGCGAUAUGCUGCAUAACAAAGCAGAUGAUGUAUUAUCUUUAGAAAAGCGAAAAAUUCAACUUGAGACAGCAAUGAAAGAGAGGACUGAAGAAAUCAAAAUUCACAUGGAUGUACUUCAAGUGCAGAUCAAGCACAUUGAGCAAGAACAGCAAGGUAUUAGUGCUGAAUUACAUGAAAGAUUAUCAAAAAUUGAUAAAAUGAAGAAAAGAUAUGAACUUCUUAUGGUUACAAUGAAACCUGCCGAGGGUGAAGAAGAACGAUCUCAAGCUUAUUAUGUCAUUAAGGCUGCACAAGAGAAAGAGGAACUUCAAAGUCAGGGGGAUGAGCUUGAUGCUAAAAUUUCCAAAAGUGAAAAAGAACUAAGAGCCCUGGAGAAUACAUUGCAGCUGCUCAACAAUCAAAAUGCGACAUACCAAAAAUCUUUCAACAGGGUGUCAGAAACAAGUGAAGAAUUUGAGAAUAAAUUAAAGUUGGAGGAACAAAAAAGGGCCAUUCAUGACAAGUACAGAUACAAGCGCAGGCAAAUACGAGAGCUUCAAGAGGACAUUCAGUGCAUGAUGAACACCUUCGACAACCUAUUAAGAGAACAAUCAGCACUUCAUGCAAUGGUUGAAGAGCAACAUGACAAAACCAAACAUCUCAUUAAGGAGCUGGAUGAUCAGAAACUCAAGUUGGAAAGAGUGACAAAACACUGCUCUAAAGUAGUCAGAGAUAUCCGUUCUGCCAAGAAAAGCCCAGGACAAACCCAAGAGGAGCAAGAUAUUGAUCUUCGUGAACUACGAGACUUUAACAAGUCAUUGAAUAAGCUAUUAGCUAAUGCAAUGGAUGCUUGUCCAAGUUUGGCUGCAGAUCUUCAACUUUAUUUUGACCAGGCUGGUUUACCGUUACCAAGUGCACCAACAUCACCAAGUAGUCAUCACAGUUCAAGAUCACCAUCUGUUCACAGUUCUGCAUCAACAACAAGAACCCUUGGCUCUUCUCGAAGCUUACUAAGCCAAAAUACUGUAGCAACAGUUAAUCUGGAUCUAAAUCUAUCUGUACCUUCACCAAAGCAUAGUGCAUCAUCCACGAGAAGUCGAUUGAGUAGUGUAAAAAGCAGAUCUUCUAGCAGCCACAGCCAGAAGAGCCAAUAA